Malassezia pachydermatis is the source of this 384-nucleotide messenger RNA. Its product is annotated as 50s ribosomal protein l34. The record is from RefSeq and is a predicted model, not a curated record. Lineage: Eukaryota; Fungi; Basidiomycota; Malasseziomycetes; Malasseziales; Malasseziaceae. The coding region runs from base 1 to 384 and encodes 127 amino acids. Gene Ontology annotation, cellular component: ribosome; mitochondrial large ribosomal subunit. Gene Ontology annotation, molecular function: structural constituent of ribosome. The transcript has a single exon. Gene Ontology annotation, biological process: translation.
AUGACGCUCCCUCGUUUCGCGAGUGUGCGCCACGUCCGGCUCCUUGCGCCACCCAAGGUCGUGCCGAGAGUGUAUGUGGAUACACCGCGCACCCCUUCACUGCUCUCGCAGGCAGCGUCCUCGUCAUGCACACGCUUCAAGCCCACGACGAUGCGCGUGUCUUCUCCCCUGCUUGCCAUGGCCCGCCAGGCCCUUGCUACCCGCCCUAUACCUGUGUAUACACCCCUAGGUGGCGUGCGAUUCACAACGUAUGGCUCCGAAUACCAGCCAUCGCAGCGCAAACGCAAGCGCAAACAUGGUUUCCUUGCACGCCUGCGCUCGCGAACCGGUAAAAAAGUGCUGGUACGACGACGUGCGAAAGGAAAAGCACGCGUUUCACACUAA